ACUGUAUCCCUAAUAAAUAUAUACAGUUUGCUUGCUUUAUUCAUAUUUCAGAAAUGCUGAAAUAAUUACAUUUCUUUUAGUUUUGCAUUUGUCUCAAAAGAGAAUUGAGUUUGUUUCAUAAUGUAUAGUUUUCCAGUAUGGAAGCUUGUUUUCACCAUGGAAUAAAAAAGAAGAUUUUUUUCCCCUUCCUAAUUUUGAGAUUUAAUCUUGCAAUUCUAAGAAAGUCAGAUUUGAUUAAUAGGUUGCAGUUGUGGAAGAGCGAGCUGGGGAUGGAGAGAGACAUGAUGGAGAUGGAUGCGUGUUAACACCAGAACACCAAGAAUCCUCAGCAGAGAACCUAAAUGAGAGUUCCAAUAAUGGGUUAGAAGAUCCCCUUUGCGAAAGUCCAGCACAACCCAGCCAAACUAUGGAAGUUGAUGCCGAGUGGGUGAACAAGACCAAGCUGGGUGGCAGAUUUGUGAUCGGCGUACAGAGGGAGAAAACCUCGAGUAUGCAGAUCGCUCUGAGGAGGAAGCUUGCUUGGAGCUGUACUUCAGACGAAUCAGGCCUGAGAACAUUCAGCCGGAGAAACUCUGCAAUAGUUUCUUUGUUUCGUCAUCCGGCGUGGAGGUUCAAAGUGUCUCUCGGGACAUGAAUCGGCUCCAUAAAUUGUACAAGCUGGCUCCUUUCUCUGCCCAGUGUGUGCGGAGGGCUGUUGAGGAGGCUGCAGAAAAGCUCCCGGCGCAGCAACAGGAGGCGCUGCACCAUUACCUGUCCAUCAGCGCUGGUGCGGUCCGGCCGCAGGAUGUCAUCAACGCAGCUCUGCUGCUGGAAUCAUUAGUCAGGUAUACAUCUCUUCAUCCAACCAUGGCAUUACUCAUCACAAACAAAGUAACGUCAUUCUGUCUUUCAGCACAUUUCACAGUCCGCAAGCCUUCAGCCGCAAAGGUGGCACGGCUUAUUACACAGGAGGGAUGGAAGGUCAACUGUCCCAAGCCGGAGGACAUCGAACGGCUGUGGACACCACCUUCGAAGGCAGCAGUUGAAGAUGACAAGUUCAUCAUUCGCUGUGUGUCUGAGCAGAACUGGUCGGGCAUGGCCAUAAAAGACUUUGGUGACGAGCGUGGUUUUGGAGUCGUGGCAACUCAGACUUUUUCAAAGAACGACAUUGUUUGCGACUGCCACGGCAAGGUCAUCCCAGCUGCUCAAGGGAGGGCGAUGGUGCAGGCCCAGCAUGACGAGGCCGGGUACAUGUUCUUCUUUAAAGCCGGACAGAGAGAUCUCUGCGUCGACGCCCAGACCUUUCCGUGCGAGUGCCACCCUGGCAAAGACACCGUUGGGAGGAGGAUAAACCACUCCACAAAAGCGCCCAACCUGAAGCCCUUUCACUGCAGGUUACGUGUGAAUGGGGAGGACAAGGACGUCAUCCUCUUCAGGGCACUGAAGGACAUCAGUGUGGGCGUUGAACUACGGUUCGACUACGGGGUCAAAAGGAAGUCCUUCCGUGGAGAGGGCCUACACCUGGACUGGCUGGAUGGUUGAGAAGGCCUUCAUCAGGCUGGAGUGGCUGGACUUUUGAUUCCUGUUUUAAGGACUAGAUUUUGCUGGACUCUCACAGACCAUU
Pimephales promelas (fathead minnow) is the source of this 1603-nucleotide messenger RNA. The record is from RefSeq and is a predicted model, not a curated record. NCBI's taxonomy places the organism in Eukaryota, Metazoa, Chordata, Actinopteri, Cypriniformes, Leuciscidae.